Colletotrichum higginsianum IMI 349063 is the source of this 870-nucleotide messenger RNA. RefSeq names its product BRCA1 C Terminus domain-containing protein. NCBI's taxonomy places the organism in Eukaryota, Fungi, Ascomycota, Sordariomycetes, Glomerellales, Glomerellaceae. Bases 1 to 870 code for a protein of 289 amino acids. The record is from RefSeq and is a predicted model, not a curated record. The transcript is spliced from 2 exons.
AUGCCGCUGCCGGAGAAGUCCCGCGUCCCGCCUGCGGCGAAGCCCCGCUUCAGUAACAACUUCGAUCCCUACAACUCCAACGCCACCGGCCACCAGCGUCCAGAAAACACCCCGGGCGCGACGACGGGAUGGCGGACCAGCCGGGCCCGUAAGCUCUCGGAGCAGUUCGCCAGCGGGAACUCGGGUGGCAUUCGCAUGAGCGACACCUAUGGCGCUGGCAGCGAGGACUUUGACGAGAGACUGAAGAUGGUCGUUCCCAAGGACGUGAAGGCGAGGGCGAAGAUGAGCGUCGCCGAUAUGCUCGCUCGACCGGGGCUGAUGAAGAGCGGCUCCUCCAUCUCCGAGGCGGGGUCACUGGCAUCCAAUACAUCUGCUACAGGUGGAAACCCCAAAAUGAGUGACGAGGAGAUACUCGAGGCUCGCCGGAGGGAGGACGAGGAGAAAGCGGCGAAGAAGGCCGUCGGCCGGGGUUUGUUCGACGGCGUCACGGUCUACGUCAACGGGAGUACACACCCCACCAUCUCCGAUCACAGAUUGAAGCGCGUGCUGGUCGAGAACGGCGCGCGGGUGUCCAUCCACCUCGGCCGGAGGCAGGUCACGCACGUCAUUGUCGGGAGACCGGCAGGCAUAGGGUCCGGGGCUGGCGGAGGGCUCGCGGGCGGUAAGCUGGAAAAGGAAGUCCGCAAGAUCGGCGGGUGUGCCGUGAAAUAUGUCGGCGUUGAGUGGAUUAUGGAGAGCCUGAAGGCGGGGAUCAGGCUGCCAGAAGCGCGGUUUUCACCCCUCAAAAUUGCCCGGGAAGGCCAAAGGAGCAUCUAUGGCAUGUAUGGGAGCCGGUCCAUCAAGGCGCCUUCCACGGAGUUGGCAAGUUAA